ACUUGAGGACGUUAGCCAAUGAGGAUGCGGGGGAAUUGCGGCCAAUGAGAGCGGGGGGACCCCGGGACACGUGGGUGGGGGAGCUGAGCGGGGAGACCUAGAGCUAAAGGCGGGAGACUGAGACAAUGCAGACCACCGGGGCACUACUCAUUUCUCCGGCUCUGAUCCGCUGUUGUACCAGGGAUCUAAUCAGGCCUGUGUCUGCCUCCCUCUUGAGUAGGCCAGAGAUCCCAGCUAAACAGCCAUCCUGCAGCAGCUCCCCGCUCCAGGUGGCCCGACGGGAGUUCCAGACCAGUGUUGUCUCCCGGGACAUUGACACAGCAGCCAAGUUUAUUGGCGCUGGGGCUGCCACAGUUGGUGUGGCUGGUUCAGGGGCUGGCAUUGGAACAGUGUUUGGCAGCUUGAUCAUUGGCUAUGCCAGGAACCCAUCUCUCAAGCAGCAGCUCUUCUCCUAUGCCAUUCUGGGCUUUGCCCUGUCUGAGGCCAUGGGGCUCUUCUGUUUGAUGGUCGCCUUCCUCAUCCUCUUCGCCAUGUGAGGUUCCGUGAGGGUCACCUACCUGUCCCUGCUGCUUCGACUUCAGGCCAUGCCUGGUGCUGGAGUAUGCCAAGCUUUACCAUUAAACACAACGUUUCUCUAAACUCA
This is a messenger RNA of Ailuropoda melanoleuca (giant panda), 643 nucleotides long. RefSeq names its product ATP synthase membrane subunit c locus 1 (gene ATP5MC1). The coding region runs from base 126 to 536 and encodes 136 amino acids. Lineage: Eukaryota; Metazoa; Chordata; Mammalia; Carnivora; Ursidae. The transcript is spliced from 5 exons. Gene Ontology annotation, biological process: proton motive force-driven ATP synthesis; proton transmembrane transport. Gene Ontology annotation, molecular function: proton transmembrane transporter activity. The record is from RefSeq and is a predicted model, not a curated record.